AGGCGAACCGGGUCAGCGAGGCUGCGUUCCUCGUUCGACCCACGACUUCCUCCAACGACCACCUCUCCUAAGACCCCAUUUUCUGACCUAGCCGCCACGCCCAUCCCUCUCUCUUGCCGUGGGAGUAGCACAUCCCCCUUCCUCCCCUCCUCCAUCCACCCUCAUCAUCCCUUCCGUCACCUCCUUCUCCCUCCUCCCUUCCUUCUCCUAACCUCCUCCCUCCUCCAACCGCCACACGCGAGCUCUAGCCAGUUCAUCCACCCAGCCAUGGCGACUACAACUAGUGGCGCGCGAGGUCUUGCGGGUCUGCGCUCACGCCGGACGCGGGGCUGCAGUAGACGUGGGAGUUCGCCAACGAGCUGCUAUAGCUGCUCAACGGGAUGGAGGCUGAUCGCGUCAUACGCGCUAUGCGCCGCCUACUUAAUGGGUUGAGGAUGGGUCGGAAGCAUCCGCAACGUAUCAGGUAGGUAUCCUGGUGACACCACAAUAGUGCGUGGGACAUCGCUGAUUCCCCCUACCACACCCUCCCCUCACCUCCCCUCUCUUCGCUGCUGCCGGAGGUGUCGCCGGAAAAGGUCGCACGGCGUGGCGACGGCGGGGUGCCUGCUGGUCGUGGCCGUGGGAGGGAAAGCGGCACACUUCCCCUUCCUGCUACCGUGGUGGCACGCGGUGACGGCGGUCGGAGGCCCCGGCAGUGGAGGCGGGGCGAUUGGGAUCUUGUUUCGUUUGGGCCUGGAGCCCGAUCUCCUGUCCCCUGCGUGACAACGAUGGUCUGCGAUGCCUGCAUCACUUGGGCGUCGGAGCGGCGGUGGCCCCCUCCUUCUCCGCCGAAGGUGGGCAGCGAGAUGUGGUGGAUCUCGGGAUCCCAAGUCUUGCAGAAUAAAGAGCCAGGCGGCGGCCCUAACAUCUAGCUCCACUCCGCAUUUCCUCGAGAUCGGAUUAUUCCGCGAGUGCAAGCACAUAAUCUAGUUCGCCGGAGUUCAAUGGCGGACUGUCUUCUCGCCACCGGGCGUCCAAGGGCCCAAGUGGCUGAUGUGACCGGGGUAGGCAGUUGGGUGCCCGUUCGGCCCUGGGAUUUGGCCAUGGCGUUUCGCCUAUUGGCUGCCUGCAUGCUGAAUCCAGGGGGCCUCAGAGUGGCGCCAUCGUUGUUGCUGAUGGCGGAGGACAAUUGGCACUCCAUGAUCCACCUUGUGUCGGUCAAUGGCCUGGUCGGAGGUGGCUAGUAAAGGCGAGUAAAGGACAAAUGACAUAUGUGGUAAGCUGCAUUAGCGGUGUCUAGGGCCAAGGUGGAUGGAAGCACGCGUAUGUGUGUCUGCUAAAUCAGCAAUUUGCACCCUUAGCAGCAGUUCCUGCCAGAUGAUGGUGUUUAUCCGACUUCUUUUGCGCUGCUCAUGUAUCUCCGCGUCUCAUGUCCGGGGUGAUAACCCUAGGUCCAACCUUCAGUGGUUGUACCUGGCAAUGGUGGCUCCCGAGUCAUCUACUUGUUGAAGGCAUUGUCUGGAUUCUUGACCUUCUCCAGGGUGAAAACCCAGGAUCUGACCAUGUUGGUCAGACCGGAUGAUGAUGGUGUUCGUGCACUGUUUUCUUUAAGGCAUCGUUUUGGAGAAGCUUUCUAGGGCGCGUUCGGUUGCUCGCAUAUGGGCCAACCAGCCCCCCACACGAAGAAAACGGGCUGGUUUGGUUGCCUGCGUUCAUUAUUGGGCCCACAUCGCAUGAAGUUUAAUGCAGCUCUGGGCAUGUCUCCCAAGGCACACUCAGAUUGGCAGUUUCUCGGGAGCCAGGCCCUAUCGAGGCACGUGGGCCACGGGAGCUGCACACGAGGAGCCACCCUCGAGAAGUCGCAUUGCUUCCCGAAGCGCCGACAGUUAUUACCCUCACCUUCCCUCACUGCUCUCUCCCCUCUCCCCUCUCUCCACUCACCUACGGCGAGGGCGGCGUGCAGCAGAUCGGAGAACAACAAGUCGAUCGCCGGCCACCUUCACCAGAAUCUGCGGCGCAACACUUCGGCAAUGGAACAACGACUUUGCUGGGUUGGAAAGCUGGGGGGAUCCCACUCCUAGAGCAUCACCCUUUACUCUCAAGGAGCUGGGUGAUGCCUGGGUUGCUGCUGCAAAGCGCCAACUCAUUCGUAGGCCCAAGUCGCCGACCCGUGAGGAGCUGCUAAGGCGCCGGCAAGAGCAUGAUCGGAAGAGUUUGAUGAUAGCAUUGCGCGUCUAUGCUGAGGAACACAAUAUACAACCUGCUGAUCUUGAAUUAAUAGAAGUUAAAGAAAGAAAUCUAAUCGACGAGGAGGGAAAGGGUUAUGUCCAUUUCAACUUUGUUGUGAAAAUGCAACAUAAUCCAUCUAGUUUGUUCUUCGGGGAGGUGCAUCCGGACUGUAGAGAGGAGGAGGAUGUGUAUCUUUGCACUCCUCUGGAAGCUAAUGACUUGGGUGAUUGUUAUGGGUGCAAGGACCGUGCAAAAGAGCUUGUGCAUCCCACUAGCGUGGCUACUUGGGUGGGCACAUGGAUGUUCCCUUUCCCUUCAUUUACGAAAGCGCUGAAGAAAGCGAAAACGAGGCCUGAUUUCUCCUGGUUGACAUUAGUUUCUUGUGGACAUGAGUGUUAGUUGUAGUGUGACGUGCUAGUGGUUGUGUUUGACAAAAUACGGUGGUGCUAGUUCGUUUGACAAAAUGGGGUGGUGCUAGUAGUUAGUGGGUGUAAGGAAGGAUCCUCCUCACAAGGCUUCAAUAUGUUUUUUUUUCUCUCUUUGAUUUUGAACGCAGUUGUUCUACUCUGAGUAGAGAGGGAGGUAUACUGAUUUUUUUUUUACUGUAGAGAGGAAACUUUAUGACAAGGUGUUGCGAAGUUGUAAAAGACGGAUGAAUGUUUCCGGUACAUCUUGUUCACAGAAUUCUAGUUUCAGUGCUUAAAUUUCAGGGACGGUGUUGCAAGUUAAGGGGUUGGACCCUAGUAUAAUAUAUUACCUCCAUCUUAAA
Molecule: messenger RNA, 2977 nt
Organism: Hordeum vulgare subsp. vulgare (domesticated barley)
Lineage: Eukaryota; Viridiplantae; Streptophyta; Magnoliopsida; Poales; Poaceae
Exons: 4
Coding region: 1723-2607 (294 amino acids)
Source: RefSeq, a predicted model, not a curated record